AUGGUAAUCUCAGCAGUCACAGCCAACUCAACUCCUGUUGUUAGAGACUGGAGUCCAAAUGGUCUUAAUUCAACAUAGAUGACUUUCAUUAUGACUGCAAUCAGAUCAACAAUUUAAGGCUUCCAAAGAGGUUUAUACAAUAAUGGAAACUUCAAGAUCUCAGACUAAUGCCUUUAAUCAUCAUUUAAUGACAACAUGCUCAAAGUUGAAGAAGCCAUCAGCAGUGCAAACUACUUUAAUAUGAUAGCAGCAGCAAGCCCAAUUUACCAAGUUGCCUACAAUCUUUAAAAGAGUUGCAAUUUAAAUGAAUUAUCCUGGAUGCUUAUGUCAGUAUGUGAGAAGGGAACUUGCAAUGUCAACUAAAUUUCAGCUAACAUUGUCAAGAAUUUGUUCUUCAUCACUGGUUCAAUGAACACUAUAGUUGAGCUUUAUGUCGAUGGUCUCAAGAUUAAGCUUAAUAAUUUGGAAUAAUGCGAAUCCAACUUCAAUGAAAUGGGAUCAGAGGUUGGCAGAAUCGUGAGACUAUUAUUUGGAUUUAAUAAGAACAAAAUCAUUGACAGAUCCAACUUUUAUUGA
Stylonychia lemnae is the source of this 576-nucleotide messenger RNA. Lineage: Eukaryota; Ciliophora; Spirotrichea; Sporadotrichida; Oxytrichidae. The record is from the annotation of a GenBank genome assembly.